Sphenostylis stenocarpa is the source of this 1917-nucleotide messenger RNA. The record is from the annotation of a GenBank genome assembly. NCBI's taxonomy places the organism in Eukaryota, Viridiplantae, Streptophyta, Magnoliopsida, Fabales, Fabaceae.
AUGUCGGUCUCUGUAGAGCGCGAAAUUGCGUCGUUUCGGGAUUCUGAAACUCGGAACAAUCUUCGAGGAAUUCUCGAGUCAUGCUCAAAAGUGGUUGCGGCUGGAGAUUUUCAUCAGUCUGAAGACACGGUUUCAGAGCUUGUCAAGUUUCUUGGUUCUGUGUAUGAUGCUGCCGUGUCUGACCCAGAUAGCGAACAUGCUGAGAAUGAAGCAUUUGAAGCUAUCUCUGAGAUCCAUAGAUAUAUUUGUUCUCCUUCCCUUGACCAGGAAGUUGUUGAUGCCCUUUCCUUUGAACUGCCAAAGGCUGUUUCAAAGUUUGUGGGGCUUUCAAGUAGAUUUUUGGACAUGGCAAUUAGGAUCAUCGAUCAGUUUAUAGUGAAAUGUGGUCCAAGGGAUAUGCUCUCAAUUCUCUGCAAUACAUUAGGCUACUCAAGUACGAUCAACAAGGCCGCCAGUUACAUUGUCGCACCUUUAACAGGGAUUUCAAAGGUCUUUAUUUCCAUUCAGAGGCAUCAAUUUGAGCAAGUAAAAGAAGCUAUUCCUAUAAUUCUUAAUGUACUGAAAGCCGUGUCUUUGGAGUCAGAAGAAGAAGAACUUGAAGAUGUAUUUGACAGAGCUGUUGGGAUUGCAAAUUCUAUAAAUCAAGUUUGCAGUAAAUUGGAGGGGGAUGCAAAGGAGAAGCUCCAAACUCUUCUUGGUCUUUACGUCCUUCAAUGCAUGGCUCUCAUUUCAGCUAGUUUAGGUUCUAAAGCUUCCAGUUGUCAUUCGUUUGUAUUACAACUGUCGCAAAUUUCUUCAUACUGUGGUUUAUCAUAUCUCAGUCUAGUAACAACUUAUGAAGUUGAGACUGUGGCGGGCUCCAUUUUUGGAGAAGAUAAAGAUCACUAUAUGGGUUUCUUAUCUCAUGUCAAACAUGGUGCUGCUCUUUCAGUAAUUUGGGGACUUGUCUCAGAGGAGGUUGCUCAUACUGCUAAAGAGAAUUUGGCUGCCAUCAAGGAUGAACUUUGUAAUAACCAAACGAAAAGGUGGCAAGCAAUAGCAACAUUAAAGCUAGUACUUUCGUUUGUAAAUCUACCAUGGGAGUUAAAGAAACAUGCUAUCGACUUCUUGCUUUGCAUCACAGACGAUGGAAGUGUCUCUAGAAACUGCAAUGAGGAACAUUCUGAAUGGUCAUCUUAUAUGCCAAGCCUUUUCUCGGCUUUGCAGGUUGUGUUUACUUCAAUUGUGACUUCAGUUUGUUUAUUGUUGUUCAAUCUUUUACUUUCUCUUAUGGUUACAUUAAACUUUCAGGCUGUAAAAAUGGUUAUCAUGCAUGCCCCAGAGCCAGAACUUAGAAAAAAAUCCUAUUCUGUGCUAAAAGGAAUACUGGCCGAUGUUCCAAUUUCUCAAAGAUUAGACAUUUUGAAAGCAUUGAUUACAAACACCGACUCUUCCUCAAUGAUAGCCAUUUUCAUGGAUCUUAUCCGGAAGGAAAUGUACACAGCAAUUCGCGGUAGUAGAUCAAUAGUAAAAGAUGCCCCACUGAUAAAAAACAGAGCAUUUCCAGAUGCUCCAUUUUGGAAUCCCGGGGUCAUCGAGUUGGUGGAGUUGGUUCUAAGACCUCCUCAGGGUGGACCUCCUUCCCUGCCUGAGCAGAGUGAUGCGGUGUUGUCAGCCCUCAACCUAUACAGAUUUGUAUUGAUGACAGAAUCUGCAGAAAAGACAAACUGCACUGGAGUGCUGUCAAGGAACAGUUUACUGAAGGCCUACAAUGAAUGGCUGCUUCCUUUGCGUAGCCUGGUGACAGGUAUAAUGGCAGAGAGCAAGAGUGACUAUGAUGAGUUUGCUGUUGACACUGUAUGCACAUUAAAUCCACUUGAGUUGGUGUUGUACCGGUGCAUUGAACUUGUAGAAGAGAGGCUAAAGCAAUCCACUUAA